Molecule: messenger RNA, 687 nt
Organism: Truncatella angustata
Lineage: Eukaryota; Fungi; Ascomycota; Sordariomycetes; Amphisphaeriales; Sporocadaceae
Product: imidazoleglycerol-phosphate dehydratase
Exons: 2
Coding region: 1-687 (228 amino acids)
Biological process (GO): L-histidine biosynthetic process
Molecular function (GO): imidazoleglycerol-phosphate dehydratase activity
Source: RefSeq, a predicted model, not a curated record
AUGGGUUCAGACUCUCCCAAAGCCCGCUGGGCCGCCCUCGCCCGCGAUACCAACGAAACCAAGAUCCAGCUCGCUAUCAACAUUGACGGCGGCUCCUUCCCCCCAGAUACAGACUCUCGCCUGCUCUCCAAAGAGGACGCCCACGCGAGCCAGUCCAGCAAGUCGCAAACCAUUGCCGUAAACACCGGAAUCGGCUUUCUCGACCACAUGCUGCAUGCCCUCGCCAAACACGCUGGAUGGAGUCUGGCCAUUAACUGCCAGGGCGACCUGCACAUCGACGAUCACCACACGGCGGAAGACGUUUGCAUCGCCCUAGGAUAUGCCUUUGCCCAAGCUCUCGGAUCCGCCUCCGGUCUCGCACGAUUCGGCUCCGCAUAUGCACCGCUCGACGAGGCUCUGUCUCGCGCCGUGGUCGACCUGUCAAACCGCCCCUUUGCAGUCGUCGAGCUCGGCCUGAAGCGAGAGAAGAUCGGCGACCUGAGCUGCGAGAUGAUCCCCCAUUGCCUGCAGAGCUUUGCGCAGGGCGCAAGGAUCACCAUACACGUCGACUGUCUCCGGGGUUUCAACGACCACCACAGAGCCGAGAGCGCCUUCAAGGCCCUUGCCGUCGCCACUAAGAUGGCCACCAGCAGGGUCGCCGGCAAGGAGGGCGAGGUACCCAGCACGAAAGGAACCUUGAGUGUAUAG